Messenger RNA from Myotis brandtii (Brandt's bat), 1566 nucleotides. RefSeq names its product UDP-glucuronosyltransferase 2B31. The transcript is spliced from 3 exons. Lineage: Eukaryota; Metazoa; Chordata; Mammalia; Chiroptera; Vespertilionidae. Gene Ontology annotation, molecular function: UDP-glycosyltransferase activity. The annotation marks the transcript as partial. The record is from RefSeq and is a predicted model, not a curated record.
UUUGACUCAAGUAAUACAUUACCUUCUUUACCCUAACAGGUUAUAUGGAGAUAUGAUGGCAAAAAACCAGAUACCUUAGGGCCAAAUACCCGGCUCUAUAAAUGGAUCCCCCAGAAUGACCUUCUUGGUCAUCCAAAAACCAAAGCCUUUAUAACUCAUGGUGGAACCAAUGGCAUCUAUGAGGCGAUCUACCAUGGGAUCCCUAUGGUGGGCCUUCCUAUGUUUGCGGAUCAACCUGAUAACAUUGCUCACAUGAAGACCAAGGGAGCAGCUGUCAGAUUGGACUUCAACACUAUUUCAAGUACAGAUUUGCUCAAUGCAUUGAAGACUGUCAUUAAUGACCCUUUAUAUAAAGAGAACACUAUGAAGUUAUCAAGAAUUCAUCAUGACCAGCCUAUGAAACCACUAGAUCGAACAGUCUUCUGGAUCGAGUUUGUCAUGCGUCACAAAGGAGCCAAACACCUGUGGCCAGCCGCCCUUGACCUCACCUGGGUCCAGUACCACUCUUUGGAUGUGAUUGGGUUCCUGCUGGCCUGUGUGGCAACUGCUACAUUUGUCAUCACAAAAUGUGUUCUGUUUUGUUGCCGGAAGUUUUUAAAAACAGGAAAGAAGAAAAAAAGAGAGUAGUUGUUUCAGAGGCCUGAAGCUGAUAUGCCUUGUAGAUGGGACUCCUCCACUUUAUUCCACCAAGAAGUUGCGAUGUAAGGGUCACUAUCUCCUGUGAUAACCUUACUUUUCACAAUUUAGCUUCUCAGAUCCAAAUUUGUUUUCAAGUGACUACCUGGUUAAGAGUUAUAAAUAUGUCAUGCCAAACAUAAAAACUUAUAAAAAGUAAACCAAAAAUAAAAGCCAUAUGAAUAUAUUUUUAAAUUUGUUAUUCUAAUUGCAAAGUUAUACCAAAAUAUUAGCUAAAUUAUGUUUAAAACAUUACACAUGAACACAAGAACAUUAAGUAGUCUAUUCAUAUAUUAAUAUUACUUUGCAAAUAUUUGCAAAUACUCAGAAUAUUUUAAUAUUAUUUUGGUGCAAAAAUCUGUAGUUUUAUCGUUUGCUAAACAAAACUAUUCAAAGUUAGAAUUGUACAAAAUAAUUCAUCCUUCUAUUUUAUUUUGGGAGAACACCAAUGCUCCUUUGUUUUAUGGUACAUCCAGCCUCAGCAUCACUUCUUACCUACAGACAUGGAAGUCAUUUGCUUUCAUCCAGUUUAAGUUAAUUUAUCAUCAAAACUUAAAUGGAUUGAGAAAUAUAACAAUAGCUAAUUGCUUCCUAUUGUACACUGAGCUAUUUAUGAAAGACUUUGGUUUCAGUAGCUAAUUCUGUUUACCUCACAGCCCCCUAAAAAGAUUCACUGGGUUUUUUCACUCUCCUUUUAGUCUUUGAUAAUGGGUAUAUGGUUCCAAUUAUAAGUUUGAUAAUGUAGAAUUCAUACUCUAAAGGGACUUAUUGAAUUUUCAUUCUUUCCAAAUAUAUGUGUACAUAUAUAUGCCCACUUCUUGUAAAACAAGGCACAGAAUCACUUAGCUACUUUCAUACACAGUGAACAAUUCAAUGUGUUUGUUGAAGGCA